Venustampulla echinocandica is the source of this 426-nucleotide messenger RNA. RefSeq lists its product as uncharacterized. NCBI's taxonomy places the organism in Eukaryota, Fungi, Ascomycota, Leotiomycetes, Helotiales, Pleuroascaceae. Gene Ontology annotation, cellular component: signal recognition particle, endoplasmic reticulum targeting. Bases 1 to 426 code for a protein of 141 amino acids. Gene Ontology annotation, molecular function: 7S RNA binding; endoplasmic reticulum signal sequence receptor activity. The transcript has 3 exons. Gene Ontology annotation, biological process: SRP-dependent cotranslational protein targeting to membrane. The record is from RefSeq and is a predicted model, not a curated record.
AUGUCGAAAGGACAUCUGAGCCAGGAUAAUUUCUUCCAACGGCUCGCGGAGCUCUUCGAAACCUCCAAACAUGGUUCAAUAUACCUAACACAAAAGCGCAUGGCAUAUGGCUCCGAACCCUCCUCAGACCCCUCAGACCCCUCAGAACAGUUCCCCGACCUCGACCUUUCAAAACCGCUCCCUAUCAUAAUCCGGGCCACGAACGGCAAAUCCAAAGCAAACCGAGAGAAGAAAAUCAAGUUAUCAACAGUAGUGGAGGCCGAUGCAUUAGAGGGCUUUUUUUUCAAGUAUGCGGAGGUUUGCAAGGGAGGGAUGUCUGCGCUGAAGAAGCGUGAUCGAAGCAAGGCGAAGGAAAAACUCAAGGCGAAGAAGAAGAAACUAGGCGGGGCUACGGGGAUAGUGGCUGCUGAGGGGAAGAAAUCAUAG